Conger conger (European conger) is the source of this 2079-nucleotide messenger RNA. Its product is annotated as protein c-Fos-like. The transcript is spliced from 4 exons. The record is from RefSeq and is a predicted model, not a curated record. Gene Ontology annotation, cellular component: nucleus. NCBI's taxonomy places the organism in Eukaryota, Metazoa, Chordata, Actinopteri, Anguilliformes, Congridae. Gene Ontology annotation, molecular function: RNA polymerase II cis-regulatory region sequence-specific DNA binding; DNA-binding transcription factor activity, RNA polymerase II-specific. Bases 435 to 1541 code for a protein of 368 amino acids. Gene Ontology annotation, biological process: regulation of transcription by RNA polymerase II.
AACUGUAGGUAAGUUAUUUAUUACGACUUUGAAGUGUUUUAAAAGUAGAUCAUUUAAAAUGAACCGAAUAAACAAGUGCAAUUUUUAUUUUCAGAACAAUCUAUGAUCCGUCUGUUUUAGUUUUGAUAUUAAAUUCGUACACAAGUUUCUUCAUGAUUUCAGACGACGGAGUCCCCUUCAUUUACUCGUAGUGCAACUGGACUUCCAUUCAUAACUUCUUUUUUUUUGCUGGUGGGGGAACGAGGCUAUAUAAGCUUCGGAGACAGUGAAAGCUGACACUUAAAACUUCGAGUUCUAACUACGACCUGAUAAUUUGACAAUCUGCGCAUUAACUGACAACCAAAACAGAAAACCUGUCAAACAACUUUUACAUUUGAAACCUAGGUAAUAGAGACGUACUUUCCUUGGAGGUUUACUUUGGGAUUUUUUCAAGGAUGAUGUACACAGGCUUCGGCUCAGAGUGCGAUUCAACCUCCCGGUGCAGUACCGCCUCCCCGGCUGGCGAAAUGCUCAGUUAUUAUUCGUCUCCAACCGGCUCUUAUUCCAGUAUGGGUUCCCCUGUCACCCACACUCAGGAGUUCACAGAUCUGACCGUUUCAAGCGCACCUUUCAUCCCGACUGUCACGUCAAUCUCCACAAGUGCGGAUUUGCAAUGGAUGAUCCAGCCGACCAAUCUUAUUUCAUCUGUAGCCCCUUCUUAUACCAGUACCGAGAGAUCGACUCCAACAUUCACAAGUGCAGGAAUGGUCAAGAUUACUGGAACCAAGGGAUUGAACACUCGCAAGAGAGGCCACGGGGAACAGCUUUCCCCUGAGGAGGAGGACAAGAAAAGGCUUCGCAGAGAGAGGAAUAAAAUGGCAGCAGCGAAAUGCCGUAACCGGAGAAGAGAACUCACUGACACUUUGCAAGCUGAAACCGAUAUUCUGGAGGAUGAAAAAUCAUCUCUGAAGACCGAAAUUGCAAAUCUCAUGAAGGAAAAGGAGAAACUGGAGUUCAUACUAAUGGCUCACAGGCCAGCCUGCAAAGUCCCCUCAGACAUGGAGGCUGGCUUCCCAGAGACCUCCAUCUCCCCUGCUCACAGCUUCUCCAGCGAGGUCAGCUCCCCCAAGAUAGAGGCAUCUGCCUCACUCUCACCCAAACCUUCCAUAUUCUCUGCCAAUUCUGCCUUAGAGGUCAACGAAAACACUACAGUAAAGCUGUCUGACCUGGACAGCUCCCUGGAGGAAUCAUUUGACCUGCUGACUCCUCUCAGAAAGAUCACCGUGGAGGCGGUGCGGUCCGUCCCCGACAUGGACUUGUCCAGCUCAUUCUGCACUCAGGACUGGGAGCCCCUCUACAUUCCCUCCACCAAUGAUCUCGAGCCCCUCUGCACCCCAGUGGUGACAUGCUCCCCUGCCUGCACAACAUACACGUCUUCCUUUGUAUUCACAUACUCCGAUGCUGACCCUCUCCCCACAUGUAGUGUGGCCCACAUGAGAGAAAAUAGUAGCAAUGACCAGUCCUCAGAUUCCCUCAGCUCACCCACCUUGCUGGCCUUGUGAGGGCACUUGAGUGACAUUACUAGGAUGCAUGAAUCUAGCGUAAAUUAGUGCAUAUGCUGGACUGUGGAAUGGAAUACCACAAACCUGUCACCCCCCACCCCCGAUCUUAUUUGUAUGUAGCAAAAAAUAAUAAUGUUUAUGAAGUUCUAUAAAAGCAUGUCAAACCAUGCUAGGGUUCAAAUGUAUGUAUUUUUUUAUUGGUGCUAGAUAUUAAAAGUUGUAUUUGUGCAGCUGACUUUAAAAUGUGUUCACAGCAAUAGAAUUAACUCGAUGUUUGUUUCUGUUUUACCGAAUGUGUGUGCUUAUUGUAUACAUUGUGUGGUAUUUAUAAAGGAUGUGCUUGUCUAAGCAUUGUGCGAGUGGGGUAAAUUUGAUGAUACAGUUUUCUGUGAAAACGCUGUGUUUUUAAUUUAUUUAUUAAAUCUGUUUCUGAUAUUUAUAUUUUCAAUUUUAUUUUUCUACUUGAAAAGCUUGUGAAAAAGCAAAGCUAAUUUAUAUUGUUUGCUCAAUAUUACAAACAAUAAAUAUCUGAAAACGA